Oncorhynchus masou masou (cherry salmon) is the source of this 572-nucleotide messenger RNA. RefSeq names its product small nuclear ribonucleoprotein F-like. Bases 78 to 341 code for a protein of 87 amino acids. The record is from RefSeq and is a predicted model, not a curated record. The transcript is spliced from 4 exons. Gene Ontology annotation, cellular component: catalytic step 2 spliceosome; U1 snRNP; pICln-Sm protein complex. Lineage: Eukaryota; Metazoa; Chordata; Actinopteri; Salmoniformes; Salmonidae. Gene Ontology annotation, biological process: mRNA splicing, via spliceosome; spliceosomal snRNP assembly. Gene Ontology annotation, molecular function: RNA binding.
UAAACAUAAGAGUUCACCAUUACUUCCUGCAAACGACAACAGCGUGUAGUUUGCGUUGGAGCUCAUACACAAUCAAAAUGAGUUUACCGCUGAAUCCCAAACCGUUUCUGAAUGGUCUUACUGGUAAGCCCGUGAUGGUGAAGCUGAAGUGGGGUAUGGAAUACAAGGGAUACCUGGUGUCCGUGGACAGCUACAUGAACAUGCAGUUGGCCAACACUGAAGAGUAUGUAGAUGGAGCGUUGGCUGGACACCUAGGAGAGGUGCUUGUCAGAUGCAACAAUGUCUUGUUCAUAAGAGGAGUAGAAGAGGAGGAAGAGGAUGGGGAAAUGAAAGAUGCUUGAAAGCUGAAUGCUUCAGCAGGCGUCUUCUACUUUCUUUAGUUUAUAUAUUUUUUUUCAUCCGGCCGCUAAUCUUGUUCACUGGAUUAGUCCUCGUUUUUUUUUAAUGAAAAACAUCUUGUUGUGAAAACAGUUAUGUAUUUUUUUUAUAUGAUGAUGAUGAUGAUGAACCAAGCUGUUGUGCCCCUCAUGGCACAAGGAUAAUAAAAUUGUGCAUAUUGCACUUUUCAGGAA